Molecule: messenger RNA, 2114 nt
Organism: Diaporthe batatas
Lineage: Eukaryota; Fungi; Ascomycota; Sordariomycetes; Diaporthales; Diaporthaceae
Exons: 2
Coding region: 65-1159 (364 amino acids)
Molecular function (GO): oxidoreductase activity, acting on the CH-OH group of donors, NAD or NADP as acceptor
Source: RefSeq, a predicted model, not a curated record
CGCUGUCACCCAGCUGUUCUCGUUGUGUCUUUCUCUGUCCAAUCCUUUCAGCACCAAUGACGCCAUGACACCAAAUGCAUCAAGAACCAACCCAGUCCUCGUGACUGGCGGCAGUGGAUUUGUCGCACUGGAGUUAAUCUCACAGCUGCUUGCCCAGGGGUAUGCCGUCCACGCCACCGUCCGAAGUUUAGGGAACGCCGCCAAGGUUUCUUGUCUGAAGGAUUUAGAGACACACCAUCCGGAGGGGAAGCUGCUUCUUUUUGAGGCUGACCUCUUGCAACCGGGCUCCUUCCACGCAGCCAUGCGGGGUUGCGACACCGUGUUUCACGUUGCGUCGCCAUUCAAAGUGCCCGAAAAGAUCAAGGAUGGCUAUUCAGAGAUGGUUCAACCAGCACUACAGGGGACUAGAAACGUCCUCAAGGCUGUGGAGGACACACUUAGCGUGCAGAGAGUGGUUUUCACGUCGACAACGGGCGCAAUAGCAGGCGACUACAAAGAUGUUAUUGAUAAGAUGCGUGUGAUGAGCCAUGACUACUUCAACGAGACUAGUACCGUCAAGCACAACCCAUACCACUACUCCAAGGUCCUCGCGGAGAAAGAGGCCUGGAAGAUCUUUGAAGAGCAACAGCAAUCGGGGCAGAGUCGCUGGGACUUGGUGGUCAUUUGUCCCGCUUUCGUCCUCGGCCCAACUCUUACGCCGUCAUCGGAAUCAGGUUCCCUCUUCCUCAUGGACGAGCUGCUCUCAGGUUUGAUGUUCUAUGGCGUGCCGGAUCUCUCGUUUCUUCCGGUAGAUGUGCGGGACGUCGCCUCUGCGCAUAUACGGGCUGCCGAGCUCAAGGAGGCUUACGGCCGAUAUAUCGUUGGCCCACCCAAGACGACAACAUUCUUGGAAAUCUCAAAGCAUUUCAAGAAGCUUAGAAACGGUACACCGUGGGUACCCAAUUUCCAGCUCCCAACAACUUUGGUCAGACUCGUCGGCCCAUUGUUCGGUUUGUCACAAAAAUGGAUGUCCGGCAAUCUUGGCGUCAAAUUCGCCGUUGAUAACACCAGAAGCAUCAGCGAGCUGGGGCUCGAUUACCGAAGUUUAGAGGAGACACUGAAUGACCACUAUCAAUCCUGGGAGAAAAAUAGGACGAAAGGCAAGGCGAAACUGAAUUAGCGUGUUGAACUCCCCAGCAACCGUGGGCCUCCCUACGACGCCUUGGAGUCCUCAAUUACCCACCAAUGCCAAUGGGAAAUGUGUCGGCAUUGUAAAAUUGAAAAUUAAAUAGCCUGACAGGGCCAUGCAGGCGGUCAUAACACGAGGAGGGACGCUCAAUUCAACAUCUCUUGGUACCCGCUUUUCUCCCUGGCGUUCGGGAGCUCGACGUCUUCAGCCAGCCUCCAGGCCCAGGUAUAUCUGUCGUAAAUGCCCCAGCCAGCGUCACUGCUUAAACCUCGUUUCCUCGAAGGAUUACACGGUACUCCACGAGUGGCACUUUGAUGCGCUUCAGCUUUCUUAUGGGUUUACACCACGCCUUAUUGCACUGCGUUCCAGCCCCCGCAUCGGUCAUCUCACUGCUGAGUACUUCUAAGAGAACGACAAGCUUGUACUGCCUCCGUCGAAAUGAGUUGCUGGGGUUCCCAGUGCGGUCCCUAAUGAGCUUAUCAAGCUCGUCCUGGACCGACCAGUCAAUCUUUCUCAGUCGAGUUUCGACAUCUUUCUCAUAACUCCUUGAACUAAAGAGUUUUGGCUUGUGCCGAUCUCGAAGACAAGACACUACCUCGGCGAGCUCGUUCUGGCCAAAUUGUGUUUUUUGCUCGAGGGAAAUGACUCGACCUGGUAUGGAUGUAUCCUUCUUCAGGAAACAACGAAAAAUGCAGAACUUCUUAAGCUGUGAGCUGACGUGCGUCGUGGGCUGAUGGUACGUCAGAGUCCAGGACUCAAAUAUAGUCUGUGUGGUAGCUGGAAGUUGUCUGAUGAUGUUGGGUUAGCGAGUGUGAAAUGUUACCGAGAGGGAUAGCCCGUAAAAAUUUACAUCUUGCGGUUCUGGCAAGAUAUGCUAUAGCACUCACAGUGCUCAAGCAUACCGCAUUGAGCAGUUAUAAUUCCACUCGUCAUUUGUCUUGUUUCA